Messenger RNA from Echinococcus granulosus, 3903 nucleotides. RefSeq lists its product as hypothetical. Lineage: Eukaryota; Metazoa; Platyhelminthes; Cestoda; Cyclophyllidea; Taeniidae. The coding region runs from base 1 to 3903 and encodes 1300 amino acids. The record is from RefSeq and is a predicted model, not a curated record. The transcript has 26 exons.
AUGGAGAAGGUGUCUGGGCUAUUGGCAUGGCCCAAAAGGCCAGCCCAUCCAGCGAGUAUUAUGGAAGAUAUUGAGUACUUUCCUCAGGAACUGCAUGUGAAACCCAAGUGUCUAAUCGCUCUAACCGGUCUCGACGUGGACAAAAAACCUUUUCAUGCAUCGGUAUUGAAUGGCUUCUAUUCUAACCUACGCAGCGAUCGCCUUGCAUUGAGAUUCCGGAAUCUUCCUCUGGACCACCAGUAUUCAAGAUCCAAACCAAAGCAUUCGUCGCAGUAUGAGUGGUACCUGCCCAAGGGUCUGCUCAAAAGGCAAUGGAUGAAGAAACAUCUUGAGGAAUUACCAGCCGUCGUGGUUGUCUUCUUUGACCUCGAAGGUAACGACAGGAGUUGGUCAGAUAAGGUCAAGGAAUGCGCUCGCAGCGUCGAACUUGUACGAUCCAACCUUAUCACACGGGCUACGAAAAUUGUUGUAACUUUGCUGCAAGAUAAAGCAUCAAAUGUCAUUGGUGGCAUUGUUAAUGCUACGGAAGAUUCGCAAGAGUUGUGUGAUCAAUGCAAAAUUAGUAUUGAAAACCUCUUCAUUUUGCGGCAAUCCGAAUUCAUGCUUAGUUCUAUUAAACGAUUAGAAGCGGAGCUUUACGAUAUGGCUUGCAAUUACUACCGUAAUGCUGCAAAGCGCGUCAAAGCCCACAAGUCCAGUCUUACUAAAUCCACGCAGCAGUUGCUCCUUGUUCGUCAUACCUUCAAGAUUGCAUUUUUUGACGAGUUGAAACAAGAAUCAAAUUUGGCCCUUAAACAUUACCGACAAGCCUAUAAUAAUUUACUGGAACUCAAAAUGCCCGACGCUCACCUCCUUGAAUUCAAAGUUGUCGCAGGUCUCAUAAACUUCAAGAUUUGUCGUAUCUCCUUUCAAAUGCGUGCUUCGGAUGCAAUCUCACAAUUUCAGCGUCACAUCGACUUCUUCAAAGUGGCUGUGGGAAUGCCUGAACUAGCCUAUGAGCACGAAGCCUGGCUAUCUAAACAGUAUGAGAUAUUCGGGGGUCUACUUGAUGAGGCAACGGAGUUCAGCUCAAAAGUCCCGAUCGCCCAGCAUCCAGGUCUAUACUUCCAUGAGGCAGGCCGCCACACCAUAAAUCGACGCGCCAUAGCUGCUCGGCUCUGUGGCGUCACUGCAGGUUGCACUCUCACCCAACAGAAUGGCAACAUCAGCACCGGUAGCCUCGUUACGUCCUCGGACAAAUCACCUACCCUGAUUGCGGCUACCGGUGUCGUCGGCGGAGCUGUUCGCGUUGGCCAGACCGAUGCUCCAUUGACUGCGGUCGUCCCCGCCACAACUAAUUCCCUGCCUGAGUUUUUCGGACAGCGCGCUUGGCGCAAUGCUGGGCAGGCAGUGGAGACCACUGACCCGGCUAAGGAACGUGAGGGUAUCUUGGCCCUUCAGGCCAAAGAGGCACAAGUCGACCACUCCGUGGGUCUCAAAUUAAUAAUCCCACUUUUUGCACGUGCGUUGCUUCACUUCGAUCGCUGUGGUGCCAAGCGAAUGCGAAAUUAUCCCACAUUUUGCAUUGCCGAGGAGUUUUUUCUACAGGCAGAGUACGGAAAUGCCCUCGACCAUCUAAUAAAGUUGCCUUCUCCUUCGAGACACUAUUUCAAGAUCGCGGAUGAUUUUCGUCGUUCAGACUGGAAUCCCAUGCCUACUUCCAUUUGUUAUCGUAUUUUCCAGUGCGCUUCUAAACUUCAGAAGCACGCUCUAAUUAUAUCCUCGGCCAUGGAACUCCUUUCCGACUACAGCACGCUUUCGCAAAAUGAAAAGGAGGAAAUUCACAAAUGCAUAUUCCUCAAAAAUGAACUUCAAGUCGACUGGGCAAGGAGUGUUGCAUCCUGUCAACCAUCUGUAGAACUCGAAACGUCUACACCCGAAGUCAUUGACCUCACUCAUCUUAGAAGUUGCGUUGAGUUGAAAGCGCAAUUCGCAAAGUCGUUCUUCUCUAUUGAUGAAGCAGUAAAACUCCUAGUCUUCGUCAAAUCCUUUACCUCCCUGACGCUGCACUUCGACGCGCUCUCGGUCAAGUUGAACCAUGAGGCGCUUCAGGACCGACAGAUUGCCUCGACUGGUGCCUCUACCACUACCCCCUCCUCCUCCAGCGUCUGUGAGUGGACCCAUCCUUUUGACCUCACGCCCGAAGAUCACCUUCGCCUCGUCGUUUUUACUCUCGACCCCACUACACUCGGUUCUGCUGUACAGGUGGAGGCCAUUCAGGCCACUAUCCCAUACACUGACAGUGGAAAUCGACGUUACUGUCUCUGCUGGUUUCCUUCCGCGGGAGUCCCUUCGCCAAUAUCUGCAGUAGUUUCCUGUAACUACAUGAGCCGACUGGAGGAGGUUAAAAGGAUCUUUACAUCUGCCGAAGAUGUCAACACCACUUUCAAAUCAAAUCUCACACCUCAGUGGGAGUUAUUUACCAACCAACUUUCGACCGAGAUACUGCCGAAGUCGGCCAAGUUGGAGAUGAGCCUUAGACAUACCCCGCCGCUGCUGUGCAACGAGAAGUACGUCAUCUUGUGCCAAGUGCUAAACACUGAAUCAGCAGAAUUGAACGAUUUGAUAGUGUCGGCUAUGCUGGCUGGUGGUGGAGCGAAUGAUCCUUCUACGGAGUUUAGCCCCACCGCGCUAGAAGCGCCUAGACGUAUGGGCAGUGUGGCAGUAGGUCAGUCUGCCGGCCGGGCCAUUGCCUCCGCUUCCUCUACAUCCGCCUUCAACUCCGUGGAUGAGAUCUUCUCUCAGGCUUUCCUCUCUUCCCACCUUUCACCCGGCGCCGACCUCGUCUGUCCCAUUUUUGUGCAUUGCCCCAUUGUCGCCGGUGACCGGAGUCUGCGUGUUGACGCUCACUACACCAUGCUGGCACAGCUUCCAUCUGCUGGAGCGAGGGUCCUUUCGUGGAACAAGAACGGUUCUAUCUGUGUUAUUUCUGCAGAGAUGAAGGCAAAGAACGGGAAUUCAACAGAGCUCACUCUGACACGGUGUAUCCAAUCGAAGCGUGUGCAGUUGUCGGUUACACCACCCUUCGAAAUCGCCUCGCGUGUUCUUUCUCUUAAGGGAUCCGGCGUUCGUUUCAAUGGGGCCUGCUAUCCCCUUCCUGCACCCAUAUCCCUUGAUCCGUAUGAGAGCUUCUCCGAAGUCCAGGUUCUGGUGGCAGUGGACAAUCAAAUGAAUGCAGAAUUCCUCAAAUUGGGCCAAUACAUUGUCAACUGGAGACGGCGCCGGCCUCAAGUUAAUCAGGACCCGAGUUUCCCCAAGUCCUCGAUCUCGAGCUCUACAUUCAACCUCCCCACCUGUGGUCUGAUGACCCUGCCGUACAGCGUUGAGCUUAGCCUCCCGCCCUUUGGUCUUCUCCACUCGCCCCUCACUAUGUCCUACACACUGAAGAACAAGACUACCCUUCUCCAGGUAAAUGCUCGGGAAUGUAAUAUUCUCUCUGUCUGGUAUAGGCCAGUGGAAAAGUGCUUUUUCGCUAAUAAUAACUUCUACGGCUAUUUGCGUUUUAGUCCUGUACUGAAUGAAUGUCAGGAACUCAACAUUCUGUUGGAAUCAACGGAAAGUUUUGCCUUUUGUGGUGUCCAACUAGCAUCCAUCCGCUUGCUCCCGAGUUCUUCGAGGAAACUCGAUUUCACUCUCCUUCCUCUCCGCCCUGGCUACGUCCAACUACCUCGCUUCCAACUGUGGUCGGGCCCCAGGUUGGAAGUGGACGGGGCCGAAGCGGCUGAGACAGAGAACUCAGUGGACGCUGAGACUGAAGUGUCCCCAAAAAGGCACUUGCUGCGGCAGCUUCAAUCCCACAUCUUUAUAAUGGUAAGAAGUAAACCUAGCCGCCAGAACGUUGCAGGCAUCUCGACUGGCGAUUAA